Cornus florida is the source of this 1582-nucleotide messenger RNA. RefSeq lists its product as uncharacterized. Bases 96 to 1373 code for a protein of 425 amino acids. Lineage: Eukaryota; Viridiplantae; Streptophyta; Magnoliopsida; Cornales; Cornaceae. The record is from RefSeq and is a predicted model, not a curated record. The transcript has 12 exons.
CUUCGAGCUCAGUAUACAUCAAAGCUGCAAGGCGGGAGAUUACUCAUCGAGAAAGAGAGAGAAAAGAAAAGAAAACGAGAGAAAGUGCAGAGAAAAUGGGACAACCCUCGCAAGCAAUCAUUCCCUUUUCUGACUCGCUCGAUCUCGACACCAUUCGCAGUCGAAUUAAGGAGCUCGAACAUAGUCAUAGAACUUCUAGCUAUGCUUCUGAACUAUUAUCUCCUUCGGAUUCGGAGCAAUUACUCAAAGAUUUUGCUCCUCAGCUCCAGAACAAAAUCAGUGAAGUUUUAUCAGAGUUCUCUGAGGUGGGCUCCUUAACAUCUGAAGAUUUAGAUGCAUUGAAAAGGGAGCUUAACUCGGUGGAGGCUGAGAAAGUGAAAAUCUCUAAUGAAAUUGAGGAACUUACAAGGGCUUAUGUUGAAGAUUCUAAUCUAUUGGAUAGUGAUCUUGAAUGGUUGAAUUGUUCAUUGGAGCUCAUUCCAUCCCUGGGUCUUGAGAAAGCAAAAGCGAAUCGCGGUUGCUUUGCACAUGGAGAAGAUCAAUCAAAUUUAUUAAAUGCAAAUGGAGACUGCAAGUUUAAGAUUUGGGAACUCAGUAAUCAGAUUGAGAAGAAUAAAUCAACUUUGAAGACAUUGAAGGACCUUGACUGCAUUUUUAAAAGGUUUGAGGCCAUCGAAAAGAUUGAGGAUGCAUUGACAGGUCUUAAAGUAAUUGAAUUUGAAGGAAACCAUAUUAGGUUGUCGUUGAAAACAUAUAUGCCGAAUUCAGAAAGGUUAUUGAACCAGCAAAAAUUUGAAAAUAUCACUGAGCCACUGGAACAGAAUCAUGAAUUGCUAAUAGAAGUUGUGGAUGGGACCAUGGAGCUAAAGAAUGUUGAGAUUUUUCCAAAUGAUGUGUACAUUGGUGAAAUAGUUGAUGCUGCAAAGUCUUUCAGGAUGUUAUUUUCACAUUUGUCAUUGCUGGAGACUAGGUCUUCUUUGGAGUGGUUUGUAAGAAGAGUGCAAGAUAGAAUUGUUCUAUGCACACUAAGACGAUUUGUGGUGAAAUGUGCAAAUAAGUCGAGGCACUCUUUUGAGUACUUGGAUAGAGAUGAGAUAAUUGUGGCUCAUAUGGUGGGUGGUCUUGAUGCUUUCAUUAAGGUGUCACAUGGUUGGCCAUUGUCAAAUCAUGGAUUGAAGCUGAAAAGUCUCAAGAGCUCAAGUCAGUAUUCAAAGGAAGUUUCUUUGAGCUUUCUUUGCAAGGUUGAGGAUGUAGCAAACUCAUUGGAAGCGGAUGUUCGGCAAAAUGUUUCAAGCUUUGUGGAUGCCAUUGAAGAAAUACUCAUGCAACAUAUGCGUGCAGAACUCCAACACGAUAAAGACACUGAGAAAUGACUGCUUUUGCACUCCUUUUAUCUUUUGUUUAGGACAACUUAUGCCUUGAUGCUGUGUGUGUGUUAUAUAUUACAUUGAAUUUGCAACUUUGUAUGUUGUGACUGGCUUAAAUGCUCAAAAAGUUACUCUCAAACAUUCUUCAUGAUGUACUUUUUUUGUUCAACUUUUCAGGUUUUAUAUGUAUGCAGUAUCCAACCUUGUUUUACACA